Ooceraea biroi (clonal raider ant) is the source of this 907-nucleotide messenger RNA. RefSeq lists its product as uncharacterized. The record is from RefSeq and is a predicted model, not a curated record. Lineage: Eukaryota; Metazoa; Arthropoda; Insecta; Hymenoptera; Formicidae.
AUGUAUCACUAUUUGUGUUUUAUAUUAAUCGCUAUCAAUAAAGUUACAUCCAUUGUUUGUUCAACUGUUCAGAUUCAUUUUGGUGAAGACCAGUGGGAACAGAAGAGGGUCGAUGGUUCAAGAAAGUUGCGGUGCUUAGCUAUUCCAUCAUUAUUAUCUUCAGAAGAAAAUUCUUCGCCUACUCCUUACAUCGAUAAUCGUGAUGUGCAGGAGGAUUGUCGCACGUACAGUGCUCUAGCAAUCAUCUCCCAUCCUGCGACAUUCGUUCCCCAAUCACGAAGCCCUUUAAAAGAUAUUUCUAAUAUAAAUGUUAGUACUGCUAUUCCUCCAGCAACUUCUGUCACUUCUGUCAAUUUAAGCGAGAAAAUAGCUACACCGAAAAGACAGACCUCACCAAUUAUAGAUGUUACCGAAGAUGAAUCUGUGGAAGUUUUGAAGCAGCGAUUAAAGGUGAAAGAGAAAGAAGUAGCCGCACUUCAGAUAAAACAAAUUUCUAUGCAGAAAUUAACAAAUCGAAUUUUGCGGAGUUACUGCAAUAUGAAGAAGCGACAUAAAACAAUACAAAUAAAGCUGAAAAGACUUCAAGAAGCCCAUCGAAACCGUAGACUUGCCCUCAGAUUGCACGAAGACCAAUUUAAGGCUCUGUGUUCAAAGUCUACAAGAGGAAAAAAGUGGAGCACUUCAAGUAUUAUCGACGAACUAAUAUACAAGAUGAAGUGAGGCACGCAAGGCUACUCGGACUUUGUCAAGAAGUUCCCACUUUUUCCUUCAGUCAGAACACUUCAGGAAGCAGUUGAACAUUUAAAGUUUGAGCCAAGCAUUCUGACAGAAGUAUUUGAUGUAAUUGAGUGUCAAGUUCCAAAUAUGGCAUCUCAUGAGAUACACUGCAUAAUAGCAUUAGAUGAAA